AUUCAAUGAUUAGCUUUUUGUGCUCUCAUUCCGGAUACUCUUUAGAAUUCAAAUUCUCGCUCCUGAAGAAGAGGAAAAAAAAGAGGAGCAUCUAAAAUCUGUUACAGAUGAAAACAUACAAAAUGUGAAUUCCAUUCUGUUGAGAAGACGAUGACUUUGGUUCGGUUUAUCAAGAAUUCCCGAAACAAUGACACUCUGAUUGCUGGUGAUUUCAUCUUCAGACGGAACAAGUGUAGAGAUGAAAAGGUUUACUGGAAGUGUAGGAAAACCGCUUGUCCAGCAAAGAUCACGACUCACAAUGGUAAAGUGAUGGGUCACUUUUUGAAACACAACCAUGAUGAUACUAAUCAGGAAGAGAUAACUCGCCUGGAGGGUUUAUCACCGCCAACAAAUUACCAGCAAAUAGCCCAAGAUGAGGAACAAGUCACUCAAGUAAUAGUCAGCACAGGAGAACCUUUUGGAGAAUAUUCUUUCAACAGUUCGGGAAGUAGUUACAUCGAAACCUCUGGUGAAGAAGCUCAAUUACAACAACAAUCAAUCAAUCCACAAUUAGAAGCGAGUACAAGUAUAGCAAAAGCUUCAACAUCUUCAUCCCUUCAAUCAGCUGUUAAAGAGAUUAGUGAAUCACAGAAGAAGAUUGAAGAAUUGGUUAACAAUUUAAUCUCAUCAACGGAAAGUGAUUCCCUUCAGACGGAAAAUCUUAGAUUAAAAGCUGAACUGGAGGAAGUGGUUCGCACUUGGUCAGCUGAAAUGACCGAUAAAGAGAUGAGGUUACAAGAGGAGACCAGAAAAUCUGAGGCAAUCCAACGUGACCUAGAAUUACAGUUAAAUGCUGAAAGAGAAGAGAAAACUAAAUUAGAGAUGGAAAAUGAACAAUUGAAACAAUUAAUUCAAUCCUAUGAGAUGCAGGAUAAAGAGGAGGAAGAUCAACAAACUUUCACAUUGGAAGAAGUGACUGAACAAUUGUGCCAUCAAGAUGAUGUGUAAUUAGCACCAUAGAGAAGCGAAAAAAAAACUCCUGUAAAUUAAGAUUCUUAGAAUAUAAUCAACCAACUACAAUCAAUAGUAAUCGUAAUUCGGACCAGAUUUUCCUCUUUCCAAUUAGAAUCACUAAUCAUCUUCACCAUCAUCAUCAUUUGUUUUCUCUCUCUCACCUUUGUUACAUCUCAAGUAUUCUCAGUGUGAAAAAAAAGACCAAAGAUAAUUAACUUGAUCACCAUACUCAUCAACUUUAUCAAAGAAUCUCAUAGAUUAUUAUCUCUCUAUUUUUAAUCGUAAUCAACUGACGACAAUUAACUUGGUGAAGAUGAUCCAUUCUCGAUUGUGAAACCAAUUCCAUUCAAUCAUUUUGGAAAAUGGAUUCUAUAUCCUUCAUCAUAUUACAUAGAUACCAUAUUAACACUGAUGACAAUUAACUUAAUCACUUGGUCUCUAUUUUUACUAAAUUUUUAAUUUAUUUUAUUGUGAUUUCAGGAAAAACGAAAAUAAUUCAAUUAAAUGUAAACCAAUAUUGAAACAAAA
Messenger RNA from Panonychus citri (citrus red mite), 1521 nucleotides. RefSeq lists its product as uncharacterized. The record is from RefSeq and is a predicted model, not a curated record. Lineage: Eukaryota; Metazoa; Arthropoda; Arachnida; Trombidiformes; Tetranychidae. The coding region runs from base 151 to 987 and encodes 278 amino acids. The transcript has 3 exons.